AUGACAGCAGUAAGGACUGCGGGCUGUAGAAGGCAGGGCAAUCCAAUUGCAGCUUCCAUCAGUAUCUAUAUCCUAUCAGUAAUUGCUGCAACAGAAUGUCUACAUGGUUCUAUUGGAUGGAACUGUAAUCAGACUUGUCCGUCAGGAUUUUACGGACGGCUGUGUCAAUCUCCCUGUAAGUGCAAAGCCCAUGACUGUCAUUAUGUUACAGGAUGCACUAGAGGUAGCACUACAGAUAAUUGGUCUGAGAACACAACGGAUAAAAGGCAUCGAAAGUCUACUUCUUUGGAUUGGUUGGAUAAAACUAAAGACUGGCAAACUAGGAAUACAUCCAGUCUUAAACCAUCAAAUGUUUUUGAAUGGUCAAAUAAAACGACAGAUAUGCAAACCAUAAUAACUUCCAGUAUGUACCCAGCAGGACGUCAUGACCAAUAUGAAAUUGUUAAUCAGCAUGAUGCCACCUGGUUAGCUGUAAGCUGUUCACUGAUUGGAUCUUUAACAACACUCGUUCUGAUUGGAUGUUUUCUGUACUUCCGUUCUCGUCGGAAACUUAAGAAGAAUGCUCCAAAGGGAAUCCAGAGGAUUUUAUUUUCCCGUUUAGAGCCAGACAGAAACUUACAGCAUCAUCCCCAGGAAGGACACCUUGAACUUUCCACGCUCAUCCCAACACAACAAUGUCAAGGUGACGAUCCUUAUACAGAAAUACGUUAUUCCCAAAUCGGCAGUUUCUGUGCAGAAGCAGGCGUGGAUAUAAACGACAAAGGCAAUAAGAUAUCAACAGAACCUCGACGUAUUACGAGAAGCACAAAUUUGUAUGAAAAAUGUUCAUUUGAAACUGAAUAUGACCAUGUGAAUCUAAAAAUGAAUUCAAGCUCUCCUGGGUCGUUACAUAAGGAGGGAGGAAUAGUAUCUACUGACGUUCAGGAAAAUGUUGUUCUCCCUGAUAAAGGUCGGUCACAAAAAGAAUUUCCAAAUCAUGAUGGAAGUUGCAAGUCUUUGACAUUACCUCCCAAUUUGAAGAGGGUGACUAAAAACAAUAAAUUAAAGUCACACUCAUACAGUCUAUGGCAUGUUGUUUCGGAAAACGAGUUAGAGGAUGAUCAAGACAAAACUGACAAAGAAGAGAAUUGUGUAGUAAAAUUCCUUCCUGAAAAUCUGGUGAAUGCAUCUUAUUCCAAAGUUAAGGAGGAAGCUCGGCCUUACAGUUUUGUUCAUUCGUUGAUAAAUGAUGAAUUGAAUACGAAAGAAGUGAGAACAAGUACUGCAGUAUUUAAUAUCAUUACACCGGAAGUAAAGGAAGGCUUAGAAGAAGAGGACCCGGGACGUUUGAUUAACAGACCAUACAGUUGUGUUAAAAAAUCAUGAGGAACAAGUCAUCCAUAACUCAAAGAAAACGAAUACUACUGCUUAUUUUCAUAAAGAAGAUAAUUAAUAUUACAUA
This is a messenger RNA of Saccostrea echinata, 1441 nucleotides long. RefSeq lists its product as uncharacterized. NCBI's taxonomy places the organism in Eukaryota, Metazoa, Mollusca, Bivalvia, Ostreida, Ostreidae. The coding region runs from base 1 to 1365 and encodes 454 amino acids. The record is from RefSeq and is a predicted model, not a curated record. The transcript is spliced from 5 exons.